Messenger RNA from Candidozyma duobushaemuli, 792 nucleotides. RefSeq lists its product as uncharacterized. The transcript has a single exon. Lineage: Eukaryota; Fungi; Ascomycota; Pichiomycetes; Serinales; Metschnikowiaceae. The record is from RefSeq and is a predicted model, not a curated record. The coding region runs from base 1 to 792 and encodes 263 amino acids.
AUGGAUACUCAAAAAUUACACGAGGAAGGCCUCAAGGAGGUCCAGCCCAAGCUCGUUGGACCCGAAAACUACUCGCUCUGGAAAAACAACCUCUUCAUGGACCUCCACUACGCUUACCCUUACUUGUGGAAGUUGGUCAGUGAAGGCGACGAGAAGGUCAAGCUGGAGGUUCAGGAUUUCGACAAAAUCAAAAAGGAGGCCGAUGACGUGCUCAGCGAGAGAAUCAAGAACGGAAUCGACGAAUCGCUCAAGGGCAAGAAGCCAUUCGACAAGACCAUCACCACCGACAACUUCAGCCAAUUGGACGAGGAGUUCGACGACAGCACCCCUGAAAACAGAGCCAAGGCGUUGAUCUACUGGUUUUCCGGUAUGACAGGCCAGACCAGAAAGGUGGAAUCCCAAGCACAGGACACAACGCUGAAGUGGGUGUUGCUCGUGGACGACUUUGAGGAGCUCCUCUUGAAUGUCUACUUCCACUACGAGAUUUCUUUCGAGGAUUUUGUGAAAAUGUUGAUCCAAGGCCUGAAGCUCCAUGCGCAACAUAAAGAGGCAACCUUCAUCUCCCAGGCUGUGGUUAUCGCAUACGAAGAGAACCACACACUAAAGAAGAGAACGACACCUAUAAAAGCUGUACGCUGGGUCGCUUGUACCACGCCGUUUGGCGAGGCCGGUGGAGCGGUGGAGUUCAUGUCUCAUAGCAGGAUGCUGUUUGAAGAAAACGCCGUUGAAAAUUUGGGGAACUACGAGCAGAAAAUGCCCUACAGACUCAAGUUCAACGACGAAGGCUUGUAA